Camelina sativa (false flax) is the source of this 1412-nucleotide messenger RNA. RefSeq lists its product as uncharacterized. Gene Ontology annotation, molecular function: aspartic-type endopeptidase activity. Gene Ontology annotation, biological process: proteolysis. Lineage: Eukaryota; Viridiplantae; Streptophyta; Magnoliopsida; Brassicales; Brassicaceae. The record is from RefSeq and is a predicted model, not a curated record.
UCAAGUUUUACUCAAACCACCAAAACUCAAACCAUUUCCUCAAAAUCUUUUUCCCCUCUCUUUGAUUUGUGGUAGGUCUUAUGAACCAAAUACGGCCAAUUGUAGUAGCUCUAACAAACCAUGAAAACCGUUCGUAUGUUGGUAGGUUAGGGGUUGGUCUUCAAAUGUUUAAUGUCACCUACGACACAGGCAUUCAUGAUAUUUGGAUUCCAGAAGCAAUCGGCGGAGUCGACUCAGAUGAUAUGGGUUUAGAGAACUCCAGGCGCAAUAUUUAAAGAGAAUAGUACUGUCUUGCUACAUGGAACUAGGCGAACGGACGUCUUUGGUCUAGGAAGUCCAGGUCAUGUUGUCGUUGUCGGCCCACAAGAAUUUGUCGUUUAUAACCACGUCAAUCCAACUGAUUAUUAUAUCGAUCUUCCACAUGAUGGAUUUGUGGGACUAAGAUUACCCACUCCAGCCAAUCAUCUCCCUCCUGGUUAUGGAGCCGGUGCUAAUCCUAUUUGGUUGAGGAUGAUGGACCAGGGUUUGUUACGAAGGAAUGUAUUUUCCCUUUAUUUGCGAGAAUUUAAUCUGAGAGGCAGCCAGGGUAGUCAUAUAAUGUUUGGAGGUGUUGAUAGGAAUGCAUACCUAGGCCGAAUCAGAUACUAUGGCCUCGUCGAAGAUGCGUAUAAGUGGAUCAUCCAUAUGCAAACUGUUUGUGUUGCGGGGCACGAACAAUUCUGGUGGUUCAAAGCCGAGAUAGAUAGCGGCUCUAAAUACAUUUACGGGCCAUACGAAAUAAUUAAUGCCAUCAACCGCCAAAUCCUUGAUCGAGAAGUUCCACUUCAUGAAACAGCAUUACUUACUAACGAAGAGCUGGCUGUAUCAGAUAACUUUCGUGAGGUGCGAUUCACUUUCGGUGGUGGUGAUGAAAAUCACGUUUUCAACCUUCUCCCACAACACUACAUCUGCGAAGAUGAAGAUGUGCCAGACAGAUAUAGUACAGUCUUUAGACCAAGAGUUUUCGAACCUGAACAAGAACCAUGCUUUACUCUGGGACUUCCUUGGCUCCGGCGAUACCACACGACGUUCGACUUUGGGCAAAGGAGGAUCGGAUUUGCCCGUUCUGUUGUGUAAGGAGGAUCGGGUUAGCCUAUGAUGCAGCCAAUAAUCUUCUCAUUCCCGCUUUGUUUUAUGAUAAGAAUCUAUGAUUAUGUAAUAUUAUUUAUGACAAAAAUAUGAUUAGACUCUUUGUGUGUCAGUUUAUUCAAAAAAGACUCUUUGUGUGUAAUAUUAUUUAUGAUAAAAUCUAUGUGUGUAAUUUUCUUUACUAGGUAAUACUAUUUAUGAUAAAACUAUAUGCGGGAUAAUGUAUGUAAACAAAUUGAUGUAAAAUUUGGUUUUAACAAGUUAUGUAUUGUAAAAUAAGUGGU